AUGGAUUCGUCGGCCCUCAAACUCUCUCUCGCCAUGGCUUCGAUCGAUCGAAUGCUCUUUGCCCUCUCUGCUCUCUCUCUCGUCCAUAUGCCCUUCCGUUGCAUGCUCCUCGUACCCUUUUUCUGUGGCUCGAUUUUGAGGUAUAUGGGUCACAUGAAUCGCCGGUGAGUUGGUGGGGGUGAGAGAGAGGUUUCUGAGGGCCGUGCGCUUGAAUUCGGUGAAUGCAAUGGGCCUGCAGCUGAAUCCCAGUAGGGCAACGGUGAUAAUCGGCGUGAAUGCCGUGAAUGUGCCGUCGGUUUCCGCUUCUGGGUUGCAGCUGAAUCGAACAGGCGGAUGCUUGUCGUCGGGAUGCCGAAGUGGGUUCCUGGGGUGCGAGGGAUUGAAAGCCGCGGUGCAGUUGUGUCCUGCCCAUUUCGGUUCUGCGAAGGGGAAGGGGAAUGGGCACGGGAAAGUGAGGGUUGCGGUGGAUGUGGUUGCCACUGCUGUCACGGACGUCAUAAUGCAGCAGCUCCCUUUCAUUGAUAGUCUCCAGCACGGAAUGCCGGAGUUGUAUAGUAACUUGCCGGACGUUGCAUCGGGUGGAUUGUCAGAGUUGGCGAAUGCUGGCGCUGUGAAGUCGUUGGUGGAGCUCUCCGACUUCGAGAGGUAUCGUGCUGCCGGUGCUUUGGGGAUAGGAUUUAUUUACCUAACAGCAAAGCCGGGAGUCUUAAAAGGAGCAUUCGAUAUGUACAUUGGGGCGCCAGCACAGGCGGCUAUUGAGAAUUUGCGUGGGAGAAGGAGCUGGAAGCGGACGGAUUUUGUGAUUGAUCAAAGACUGGGAGAAGGUUCCUUCGGCACGGUUUACACGGGAGUGAUUCUGCCCAAAGGCGUAAACCCGGAUGAAGAGUUUGGAAGAAGAGGACGGCGUCUGGAAGAGUUUGAGGAUUACAAGAAAUUCAAGAGAGUUAUCUUAAAGAAGGUGAAAGUAGGAGUGGUAGGGGCAGAAGAAUGCGGGGAAAUGGAAGAGUGGUUCAAUUAUCGAAUGACUAGGGCUGCGCCAGACGUGUGUGCUAAGUUCUUGGGCACCUUCACAGCUGACAUCACCAAGGGGCAGUUCACCGCGGGCGGAAAAUGGCUUAUAUGGAUGUAUGAGGGCGAUUCAACGCUUUUGGAUUUUAUGAAGCAACAGAAUUUUCCGCAAAACCUGGAAGUUCCUCUAUUCGGACGAACAUUGAACAAUGACGACGAAAUCAAGCGGAAUUCGCUUAUAAUCACGCAGAUUAUGCGGCAAAUCAUCACCUGCCUCAAGAAAAUGCAUGCAGUAGGCAUCAUUCACAGGGAUGUGAAGCCCUCGAAUGUGGUGGUGACGGACAAGGGCAAAUUGAAAUUCAUUGAUUUUGGAGCAGCAACAGAUCUCCGAGUAGGGAAGAACUAUGUACCGGAUCGAGGCAUUCUCGAUCCGGACUAUUGUCCUCCGGAGCUUUAUGUUCUUCCAGAGGAGACUCCCUUGCCUCCUCCUGCCCCGGUUGCUGCUAUUCUUUCGCCUUUGCUUUGGCAGCUAAACAGUCCAGACUUGUUCGACAUGUACUCCAUCGGCGUAAUUUUCCUCCAAAUGUGUUGCGUGGGACUGCGAACAUCAAUUGGACUGCAGACGUUCAAAAAAGAGAUAGAAUCCGUAGGAUACAACUUGCAAAAGUGGAGGGACAUAACUAAAGUGGCAAGAAUAAACUUCGAUUUGCUGGAUGCGGACGGUGGAAAGGGUUGGGAUUUAGCAACAAAACUAGUAUGUGGACGAAAUGCGUUCAACAGGGGUAGACUGUCGGCUGAAUCUGCUCUGCGCCACCCUUACUUCCUGCUGGGUGGUGAUCAAGCUUCUACUAUCAUCUCCAAAGUCACCUUUUCCAAGUAGAUUACUCACGAUGCACAUAUUCUUCACUCUGUACAAUUAUGCCAAACAUCUUAUAUGCACUGGCCUCUAUUUAGUGUGUGUUGAGGUGACAAUUCUUGUGUAUGCUGAUUUUUGGCUUCACAGUUCACGCUUGAACUGCAUCCUACAAGAAAUGGGAGGCUUUCUCAGCAGCACGUGUGGCUUUUCCCUGCACUGGUAAUAUAUACGCAGCCUUGUCAUUGGGCCAAAGUUGGAAAGCUCAGAGCUAAGUUGAUCA
Physcomitrium patens is the source of this 2144-nucleotide messenger RNA. Its product is annotated as serine/threonine-protein kinase STN8, chloroplastic. Gene Ontology annotation, molecular function: protein kinase activity; ATP binding. Gene Ontology annotation, biological process: protein phosphorylation. Lineage: Eukaryota; Viridiplantae; Streptophyta; Bryopsida; Funariales; Funariaceae. The record is from RefSeq and is a predicted model, not a curated record.